AUGGAUCGUCGAGACGACGCCUCGAGCAACAAAACUUUAGAUACUGCCGUGUUACAGAAAAAAUUGAUAGAUGCAGCUAAAGGCGGUAUCGUUGAGAAAAUUUCCGAAAUAUGUGUUACUCUUCCAAAUGCUGGUUAUGAUGCUCUAUAUUAUGCAACAGAAUCAUAUGAAAGAGAUCCAGAAGAGGGGAAAAAGGUCAUUGAACUUCUCUUGUCACAAGGCAAAUUUAACAUCAAUCGAUUCCGAAAAGAUGGGUCAACUGAAGUGUUAAAAUCUGUUGUGGAGAGUAAAUUAGACCUCGUAUCAUUGCUAUGCAAGCUUGGGGCUGAUGUGAACCUUGGAUACCAUUCGUCCAAAAGGGCAAUCCAUUGGGUAAGCGAGCAAAGUGGCUAUCACGACAUGGUACAGCUACUUAUUGACCAUGGAGCUAAUAAAAACGAAGUUUGGCGCCACUGCCAAAGACCUAUACAUCUGGCUCUUAAACAUGGUUUAGCAAGAAAUGCAGAAGUUUUGCUCCGAUCGGGAGUUGACAUUUCUGGCUCGAUAAGGCUAAAUAAUCCAAAGUACUUAUGGAUUUCCACAUUUUGUCUUGCUGCUAGGCGAUGCCCUUCGCUAAUUCCAGAGUUUUUAGCUCGUGGUGCCAAUCCAAAUGAAAUCCACUAUCCUAGUGGUUUUUCAGUGCUUGGAUUUGCCAUAGAAAAUGGUGGCAGUAGAGAAGUGAUAAAAUCCCUAAUAAAAGCAGGCGCUAAUAUAGCAAACGGAUGCCAUGGAAAAUCUGCAAUCAAAUGUUGCAAAAGAAUAG
Saccostrea cuccullata (small rock oyster) is the source of this 802-nucleotide messenger RNA. Its product is annotated as putative ankyrin repeat protein RF_0381. Gene Ontology annotation, molecular function: protein binding; transcription cis-regulatory region binding. The annotation marks the transcript as partial. The record is from RefSeq and is a predicted model, not a curated record. Gene Ontology annotation, biological process: positive regulation of transcription by RNA polymerase II. Gene Ontology annotation, cellular component: nucleus. The transcript has 2 exons. Lineage: Eukaryota; Metazoa; Mollusca; Bivalvia; Ostreida; Ostreidae.